AUGUCCAGUCGGCAACAGAUUGACUCGGUCAUCGAUGAUGACGACGAGUUCUGCCCCCUGUGCAUCGAGGAAUUCGAUCUGUCCGACAAAAACUUCAAACCCUGUCCUUGCGGAUACCAGAUCUGCCAAUUCUGCUACAACAACAUCAAAACCCAUAGCGAGGAAGGCCGGUGCCCGAACUGCCGACGGGUCUACGAUGAGAGCACCAUCCAGUACAAGGUCCCUGAUGCCGACGAAUUCAAAGCCGACCUGGCCCUGAAACAUCGAAAGGCCGCCGCCGCCAAGAAGAAGGAAGCCGAAAAACGCGAAAUCGAGGCCUCGAGUCGCAAAAACCUUGCUGGUGUCCGCGUUGUGCAGAAGAACCUCGUCUACGUGAUCGGCCUUAACCCCACAAUACGCGAUGAAAGCCAGCUUCUGCAGACCUUACGCGGCAAGGACUAUUUCGGCCAAUACGGUGACAUCGAGAAGAUUGUCGUCAGCAAAGCGAAGCCCGGCGGUAACCCUCACCAGGGAAUCGGUGUCUACGUCACCUAUGCUCGCAAGGCUGAUGCAGCGACUUGUAUUGCGGCGGUGGAUGGUUCUGUAAACGGUGACCGAGUGCUCAGGGCCCAAUACGGUACGACGAAAUACUGUUCCUCCUUCCUCCGCAAUGAGCAGUGCCAUAAUCGAAACUGUACCUUCCUGCACGAGACUGGCGAAGAGAGCGAGAGCUAUAGCCGUCAAGAUCUGUCUUCCAUCAACACCCUGUCCAGUCAACGGUCGAAUCCUACCGCCCCUGGUGGACCCGGUCCUUCGAUCCCGCCACAUGUGGCUCGCUCUUCCGCCGUUCCGUUGUCGCAACCCAUGCGUCGCCAGCCAAGUAAGGAUGAUCCGGCCGUCAUCCGGCCUCCCGACGGAUCUGCUCUCCCUUCCUCGGCAAGCUGGGCGAACAAGGACGCCGUCAUGCAUCGCACUAGGCGGACUAGUUUGUCGGGCAGCCAAGCGUCCAACAGCCCGCGGCCUGCACCGGCGACCGUGGCAACGGGCAGCGACGAGUCGAAACGAACCGAGAAACCGUCAGCAGGCACGCAGGAUCGUCGCCAAACGCCUCUCCCAGAACCUCGUCCUGGCACCCCUCGUACGACCGAAGCCCAACCCGCGGCCGAUCCCGUGUCACCUUUGCUGGACGGCUUAAUCAAGGCGGUGAAUUCCCCAGAUUUCAAGUUUGUCUUCUCGGCGGCUGGUCUGCCAGCAGAAGAAGUGACCCGCAUUGAGAACCAUCCGUCCUUUAUCGAUCCUUACGGUGGCGUCAAGCGCCGAGCCAUGCGGGAGAAGGCUGAACAGGAGCGUGUCAAGAGGGAACAAGAGCUCCUGCAGUCUGCGGCCGAGGAGGAGGAACGCCGCGAGAGUGGGAGCUUGCAACUCGGCGGUGAACCAGAUGAUGCCAAUCCUCCUCGAGGUCGGACCGGCCGGGAUUCCCAUGGUGCGAUCCAACCCCCAUCGCAGCAAGGCACGACAACCAACUCGGCGGUGGGAUCCCCCGUAUCCGCCGCAAGCCACCAUUUCCAGGGCCUGAACCUCGCCAGUCGCAGCCUCACCCCUCUGCAACAACAACAAUUGAUGCUUCUCAAGUCUGCCGGCACCCAACAACCGGGUCUGGUCGAUCCCUUGCAGUCGGUCGCUUUGGACCAGGCUGCGCAGGUUCGCCAGGGUCUCCUCCAAAGCCAGAUGGCACAGUUCAGUGCACUCCAGGCUCAGAACCGCCCGAAUUCUCGUUUCUCGUUUGCCUCCGAGGCCGCGGCGAAGAACCUUCCCAACGUCCGGAUGCUCAGUCAGAUGCAGUCCGGAACCCCGAAUCCUCUUGCCGCCCCCAGCCCCCAGCACGGGUUGGCCAGCAACUUCUACACCAGUGGUGUGCAAGGGCCCCCUCCCGGCUUGAAGACGGCCGGCACACCCCCGAUCAGCGGUGGAGGUAUGUUCGCACAAGGUCACGGUUUUACCACCAAUGCCAAUCUCGGAUUAGGAGGCAACCUCGGAAAGCAAGACGCCAACCCGGAAUUGAUGCGCGAGCUCCUGCGGGGCCGCGGUGCCACGAAUGCAGGUGGAUUACAAGGCCCCGAUGCCGCUAAGCGUGAGUUCAUGUUUCCUUUCCUCCAACAGCACCAAACCCCCCCUCCCCUGACUCCCGCCAAUGGCCUUCUCAGCUCUUUCUAUGGCCCCCAGGCGGGGAAUCUCUCCGACGCGGGGCCACAGAAGCAGAAGAAGAAGGGGAAGAAGCAGAGACACGCUAACACUUCCUCCGGUGGAGGCGGUGUAGUAGAUCUUGCGGACCCGAGUAUCUUGCAGGCGAGGAUGCACCAGGUCGGUGCGAAUGCUGCUGCUGGGCAGGCACUGUAUGGGAGUCAGGGUCAAGCUUCCAAUCUGUUGUUUCUCAUGUUUUGUUUUUUCGUCCCCAUCUUCCGCAUGGCCUGGGGCCUCGUCGCCUUUGCAUGGACACCUUGUGUCUUCGCGGUCCACGGUGCUUCAGUGGCCCUCCAUCUUGGUGCCACUUCGGUCUGGUCAUGGCUUUAUAGUUCCGCUCGUGCUGGCACCCCGACUCUUCCGCCCGGUCUCCCUUUGCCCCAUGCUCACCCUGCGUCAUCUUUGCUUCAUAGCCCGAUCAAUCCUUCUAGUCCGACGUUGUCUGUGUCCGGACCUCCUCCUGGCUUGAAUAUUCCUUUCCACAGAUUUGGGACUCCGUCUCAGAGUUUCCAGGAAUUAACCUCUCGUCAGCAGUCCCCUGGUUCCAAGGAUACGCCGGAGGAUGCUUCCCCCUCAGCUCGUGUCAAGAAUGUGUCAGAGAUCUCACUGGGCUCUCCGGUGCCAAAGUCGGCGCACAAGGCUAGGUCUCAGUCGAAGGAUGAGUUGACAGUCUCUGCGGACAAGACGCCAAAGAAGGGUGACAGUCCCGAAGAAAAGGUGUCCCUAGCAAAAGGCAAGCCUAUAAAGCUGGAUCUGAACACCUCGCAAGCGUCAGAGGUCACGAAGCCUGAAGGGAUGGGCCAACCUCACCAUCACCCAGCCCCCUCAUCUGCAGUUGGCUCCCGCCCAAACACCCCAAUGACGGCUGCAUCUCGCCUGUCUGAUUCUUCCGCCCCACGCCAACCGAGAGUCUUGCGGGUCGUUGAUACCCCCAAGGCGGAGACACCGCCUCCUGCCUCCGCUACGCAGUCUGUUUCAUCUCUGCCCGCUGUCAAUAAGGCCCGUUCCAGACGCCCAAGCAUCUCGUCCUUGAGUAGACCUGAUACUCCGGGUGAUCUAGGAUCGGAGGCCGACCUCUAUACCUCCGCUUCGGUGUCUCGUGCCAACUCGCCCCCUGCUUCCUCUAGAAUUGGCUCCGCCCCUGUCCGAUCUGUGACGAAGAGCCAGGCCAAGAAAGAGCGCAGACAGAAGGCCAAGGAAGCUGAAGCUAAAAAACAGGAGGCGACCUCGGUGGCUGAAGAACCAGUGCAGGCGCCUAUUAUUGGAAGGAAGAGGAAGACCAAGAAAGCCCCAACCCCUUCGGCAGAGCAGCCCUCAACCCCGGAAACCACGAUAGAACCCGCCAAGCCCAGUGAAAAAGCAAGCGAUACCAGUGACAAAGCUGAGCCGAAGGUCGAGCCCAAGAAGACCAAAGCAAAGGACAAAGCUGUGAAGGAUCCCAAGCCUGAACCUGUCGAGGUGAAGGAGGAGCCCAAGAAGCCCCAGGAGGCCUGGCGGACCAAGAACACGGUUGAGCAGAUGAUCAAGGACUCCGAAGCCUUUGGCACCUCGAUCAAGGAGCUCUUUGCCGAGCGGACCUCCUCACUUCAGGUGUUGCUUGCUCAACUGCACAAGUCUGGCCAGCUGGACUUGAACAGCCACCCAUUGUUCAACCCGCCCAACCUCAGCCAACGUGUCGACAUGAAGUGCACCUCCGAUGACUAUGAGACCCUGAAGCAACCCAUCGAGUUGACCGACGAGCACCGCCGAGCUCUGCUCCGAGGGGAGCCUGUUCGGAUUAACCCUGAUUCUCCUUUGCUGAAGGACCGGUGUCUGAUCAGUCCCCGCGGGUGUGUGCUUCAUCACCUCACUCCGGAGGAAGAAGAGCGCUAUCUUGCACUGGAGAAGCAUGUUGCGUGGGCGAUGGAUUCUUUUCAGGAAUACCCUGCUGUCCCGAUCACUGAGCCCGAUAUGUCCAACCGCGGCGGUGGUCUCGACGCGCUCUUUGCUACUCCUGAAAACUUCAAUGUGUGCUGGGUGGACGAAGCGGCUGGAUCAUUAGCCUGCACGACCUCGUCCACCGGUCUCACCGACAGCCCUACUGUCUCUGUGACCGGGGCACCUCCCAACGUCCUCUCGGCUAUGGAAGCAGACAGCACUCGCAGCCACAACUGGGCCAUCGCCAACACCGCCGAGUUGGUCAAUGCGACAGCUACGUCUGUUCGGUCCUUUGCGGCGGCUACUGCUAAACACAUGUUGGGUGCCGCGGGCGUGGUUGUGGGUAAUAUGCCGGACUUGGAUGAUGUUGUUGGUAUGACGGAUGAUGAACUGCGCUCGUUUGCCGUCAAGUCUCAGAAGGAGCUCGAGGUGUCGCGCAAGGAGCUUGACUCGAUUGAUAAGAAGCUGAGCGCGCUCGUCAAGCGGAACAAGAAGCUGGCGCAGCAGGCUUUGACCACUAGUGUUGAGUCAUCUACUGCCCCUGUCAAGGGACCAUCCAAGGCAAACGAGAAGCUCAGCGUUUCUCGUGCACUGCCGGUGCCGUCGACAGAGCGAUCCAUCUGCAUAUUCCUGCAUCACUAUGUCUUGUCCGAUGCUCUCCUUGGGGCAGCCGCCCAUCUGACGGUGUCCCAAGUUGUAGGCCACAUGAAAUCCAGCCAGGCGGUCCACUAUGCCGUGUCGGCAGUUGGGUUGGCCAUGCUGGCGAACAUGGGAGAUGCACCUGGUGUAGCUGACGAGGCAAGGGCACAUUACGCCCAGGCGUUGCGGUUGACCAACGUGGCGCUGAGUAACAAGGCCAAGGCUCUUGAGAAUACGACACUCAAUGCGGUGAUUAUCCUUGGCAUGUUUGAGGUGAUGUUGGGCGGCACCCCCAAAUCGCUGGAGAAUUCGCAGAGACAUCUCGCCGGUGCUGCGGCGCUUCUUGAAGUCUGGGGUUCUCGUCAGGCUUGCAGUUUGACUGGAAUCCAGCUGUUCACGCAACUCAGGACAGACCUGACUGUUAACUUGCUUCUGGAGAUGGCCAACUGCCUGAGAACGCAAACCCACGUGCCGGACACGGUGAGGAGAUUGUCAGGCUUUGUUCAAUCCUGCAGGUCAAAGGAAGAUGUCCAAGUGGAAGUCCUUGUGGAAUUAAUAGCCGAGAUGGCCGACCUGCUGGCGGAUGUGAAAGGAAACGGCAUCCCCAACCCGUUGGAGGCUAUGGGACGAGCCUGGGUGAUUGAUAGCAGACUGGAAGCCUGGAGUCUCGGCCUGCCUCAACGCUGGCAAUACACGAUCCACCACAUACCCGCGAACCUUCCAGGCGUGAUAUCAGAACUGGCGUUCGAUGGUCAGUACCACGUUUAUCAGGAUAUCUGGGCUUGCAACAUUUGGAACUACUACCGAAACGCACGCGUCCUCCUCAACUUACUGAUCCGUGAUCGACUGGUGGUAUACCUCACUAUCCAGCCGUACCCGGAGUGGAAACCCCUCCUGGACCAGACCAGGUCCAAUAUACAGCGCUUCUCGGUGGAUAUCCUGCUCAGCGUGUCUUUCGCCAUUGCGGUGCAAUUCGCGUCGUUGCAGCGCGGCCGGGAUCACACGCGUCCUGGCGGCUACCUGGGUGCUUAUUACGUUAUUUGGCCUCUAUACGUGGCUGUCAGUGUACAGAUCCCAGGCACACCGCUGUGGGAGUGGGCUGUUGGACGGUUGGAGUAUAUCGGGCGUAUCAUGGGAAUCGGCCAGGCUUUACUCAUGGCCAGGGCUCUGAGAAGGGAGCUUGAGCGGACGGAAACCUUUGACACAUGA
Messenger RNA from Aspergillus terreus NIH2624, 5985 nucleotides. RefSeq names its product CCR4-NOT core ubiquitin-protein ligase subunit MOT2. The transcript is spliced from 12 exons. Gene Ontology annotation, molecular function: ubiquitin-protein transferase activity; RNA binding. The record is from RefSeq and is a predicted model, not a curated record. NCBI's taxonomy places the organism in Eukaryota, Fungi, Ascomycota, Eurotiomycetes, Eurotiales, Aspergillaceae. Bases 1 to 5985 code for a protein of 1994 amino acids. Gene Ontology annotation, cellular component: CCR4-NOT complex. Gene Ontology annotation, biological process: protein ubiquitination.